Drosophila eugracilis is the source of this 660-nucleotide messenger RNA. RefSeq lists its product as uncharacterized. The transcript is spliced from 2 exons. NCBI's taxonomy places the organism in Eukaryota, Metazoa, Arthropoda, Insecta, Diptera, Drosophilidae. The record is from RefSeq and is a predicted model, not a curated record. Bases 15 to 551 code for a protein of 178 amino acids.
UGUUUUUGCAAAAUAUGGCCUCUUAUGAAGCAGUUUGCACUGCCAGUUUCAUUCACCUCAUACUCGGGUUGGCAGUAUGGUUUAAGCCACCUGCUGAGAGCUGUUCACCUGCUCCGAAUUUGGGCAGCUGGAUCUUCGUGGGAGCUCCCAUACUUUUGGCCACCGACAUUAGAAUGUAUCCAAAGCGUUAUAUGCACUUGCCGUAUGCAAUUCAGUUUUUGGUUGAGACGGUCGGAUCUCUGGCCAUCAUCGAGUUCUCCGCAAUUGUGGUUUGGUGUGCGUUGGAGUGCCUGAUUCAUCACCUAGUGAGGUUGCUAUUUUUGUCAUGUGGAAUGGGCGAUGAGACCUACCUGGCACUGGAGUAUUGGCUCCUUUUAAUUCCCACUACGGCCUUGGCCUCCACUCUAUUAUAUAUAAUGAAGAUGGCCAUUAUACCGCAUAUCCCUAUAAAGUCAAUUUAUGAAAAGCAGCAGAUUAAGGUGCAGCUGGACGAGCGUGUCUACAAUAACCUGGUUCGGCGAAGGAAUAGAAGUAAGAACAAAUAUGGAUAGUCGAUGAAAUCAUUGAUUUUAAAUCAAUUAUGUUAUAGGGUCACCAAAUACACUCAACAGACACUUCCGAACUUCCGGAAAUUAAAAGAGGUUUCUUUUCAUAUAUUAA